Medicago truncatula (barrel medic) is the source of this 3368-nucleotide messenger RNA. RefSeq names its product protein NLP7. The coding region runs from base 136 to 2709 and encodes 857 amino acids. Gene Ontology annotation, molecular function: DNA-binding transcription factor activity; protein binding. The record is from RefSeq and is a predicted model, not a curated record. The transcript is spliced from 5 exons. Lineage: Eukaryota; Viridiplantae; Streptophyta; Magnoliopsida; Fabales; Fabaceae.
CUCAUCAACCUUGAAGAAUUUUACUUAUCCAUCAUCCUAUUUUGAUAUUAAUUUCAGCUUUCUCUUCUUCAUUAUCAUCACAAAAUUGCAAUCUUUGCUACAAAUUUUCCAGGAAAGAAAAACACCCUUUUGAAAAUGCAAAAGUCAGAAGAAGAAAAUCAUGACCUUCCUCAAAAGUCAAAACCACUAGAUGAAAAUGUGUUUUCCAUGGAUUAUGAUAUUGACUUUGAAACUUCAUGGCCUUUGGAUCAUAUAUCUAACUCCAUGCAUCCUUUUUUCUUGCAAAAUAUCUCUGAACAACCUUUUUCACCUAUUUGGACUUUUUCUGAUGAUGAUCACAACAUUGCAGCUUCAGGUAACAACAAAAACAUAAUAACUGAAAACCGAGUCGAAAAUGAUGACAAGCAUAAACGUGUGACACCCCAUAUAGGUCUACCACCUUUACAAAAUCCACAUGGUUAUUGCCUAAUCAAGGAAAGAAUGACACAAGCUCUUAGAAACUUCAAAGAGUUAACUGAACUGAAUGUUCUUGCUCAAGUUUGGGCGCCCGUGAGGAAUGGAAGUCGGUAUAAACUCACAACUUCAGGCCAACCAUUUGUUCUCGAUGCACAUAGUAAUGGACUUCAUCAGUACAGAACAGUUUCUUUGAUGUAUAUGUUUUCUGUUGACGGAGAAAACGACGAAGUUUUAGGACUUCCUGGAAGAGUUUUUCAGCAGAAGUUACCUGAAUGGACUCCUAAUGUUCAGUAUUAUUCUAGUAAAGAGUAUUCAAGGCUAAAUCAUGCUCUACAUUAUAAUGUUCGCGGAACUUUGGCUUUGCCGGUGUUUGAACCUCCAGGACAAUCAUGUGUUGCUGUGUUGGAAUUGAUUAUGACUUCACAGAAGAUUAACUAUGCUCCUGAAGUGGAUAAAGUCUGCAAAGCACUUGAGGCAGUAAAUUUGAGGAGUUCAGAAAUUUUGGAGCAUCCAUACAGUCAGAUAUGUAACGAAGAUAGACAGAAUGCAUUAUCCGAGAUUUUGGAGAUAUUGACAGUGGUGUGUGAAACUCAUAAUUUACCUUUGGCACAAACAUGGGUUCCAUGCAGGCAUAGAAGUGUUUUGGCUCAUGGUGGUGGUCUAAAGAAAAAUUGCUCAAGUUUUGAUGGUUAUUGUAUGGGACAAGUUUGCAUGUCAAUAACCGAGGUAGCAUUCUAUAUCAUAGAUUCUCACACAUGGGGUUUCCAUGAUGCAUGUGUUGAACAUCACUUACAACAAGGUCAAGGAGUUGCCGGAAGAGCUUUUUUGUCUCAAAACAUGUGUUUCUGUAGAAACAUUACUCAAUUCUGCAAAACCGAUUACCCUUUAGUACACUAUGCUCUCAUGUUUGAUUUAACAAGCUCUUUUUCAAUAUGUUUACAAAGUUCUCAUACCGGAGGUGAUGAUUAUGUACUAGAGUUUUUUCUUCCUCCUAGUAUCAAUAAAUUUUGUGAACAAAAGGGUUUGUUAGGAUCAAUAUUGGCAACAAUGAAACAAAAUUUCCAAAGUCUUAAGGUUGCUUCUGGCGUUGAACUUGAGGAAGAUGGAUCAGUUGAAAUUGUUGAAAUAAUAAAUGGAACAGUUCAUUCGAGGCUUGAAUCAGUUCCGAUUAUUCAAUCUACUAAAUUAUCAGCUAGACAUGAUGAUGCCUCGCCGGAUAUGGAGGAGGGAGUGCCACUAGAUCAAUCACGACAGAAAAUAAUCACAAAUUUUGAUGACAUAAAUGAUAUAGGAAAUCUUGAUGAUUAUGCAGGUGGAAGCAUUGAUCAGAUCCAUUCCUUGAAGACUGAAACCAAAAAGAAACCGUCGUUGAGAAAACGCGGAAAAGCUGAGAAAUCAAUUAGUCUUGAAGUCUUGCAAGAUUAUUUCAGUGGGAGUCUAAAGGAUGCUGCAAAGAGCCUUGGAGUUUGUCCAACUACAAUGAAGCGAAUCUGCAGGCAGCACGGAAUAUCCCGUUGGCCUUCUCGAAAGAUCAAAAAGGUUAACCGUUCGCUGUCCAAGCUCAAAUGUGUGAUUGAAUCGGUCCACGGUGUUGAAGGAGCAUUUGGUUUGGAUUCUCCAAGUACAAGCACAAUCCCUAUUGCUGCUGGUUCCUUUAAUGAACCUUCUACUUCGAACAAGUUUGAACACCAUACCUCAUUAAGCAUAAUGCCAUCAGAACCUAAGAAGAACGAAAAUUAUUUAGAUGCAUCUAAAUCAGAACCUCAAAAACCAUUAGGAGGAAUGCUAAUCGAAGGUGCUGAUAGUUCUAAAGACUUGAAAAAUCUGUGUCCUUCAACAGAUGUUGUUUUGGAGGAUCAGGUCCUAGAAGCUUCAAGGAUUCAUCCUCCAUGUUCUGAUUUUGUUCAUAUGCAAAUGCAGCACAUGGAUACUCUUAAUUUUGCAGCUCAGAAAGAGAUGAAGAUUGUGACUAUAAAGGCAACAUAUAGAGAUGAUAUCAUAAGGUUUAGGGUUUCUUGGAACUGUGGCAUUGUGGAAUUGAGAGAAGAAAUUGCUAAAAGACUGAAACUAGAGGUAGGGACAUUUGAUAUCAAGUAUUUGGAUGAUGAUCAAGAGUGGAUAUUGGUAGCUUGUGAUGCAGAUUUACAGGAGUGCAUGGACAUUUUAACAUUAUCAGGAAGCAACAUUAUCCGGCUUGUUGUGCAUGAUAUUUUGUCCAUUCUUGGAAGCUCGGUUGAGAGCUCAGGGGAAUGAGGAGAGGGAACCUUGACUCUCUGCACUCGAGGAAAUUACACUGACAAGGGAUCUUAGCUAUUAGAUAAAGAUCAGACGAGUUGUAUGAGUAGUAUUCUGACUUUACUAAAUCGGCUUUAUAGUACAACUCAGUGUAAGAGUCGUCCAAUCUUUAUCCAACUGUCGAGAUCGGCGACAGUGUGAUAGUGUCAAUGCAGAAAAUCCAGUUCCUUAUGGGAGGCUAGAUGUAGUUCAAGUCCAUAGUUAUUUAGGGAAUUUUUUGUCUGAGAAAACAUUUUUUCCCAUUUUUGUUUUCAUAAAUAAUUACAAAAGUAUGACGUUGUUUCUUGUUUCAAAUAUAUGUACAGGAAACAGUGAAAAAUAGGCAAAUGACAUAUUUUCACUGUUUCUUAUUGGAAUAUUUGAAUUCAAGAAACAAUUAUGUAAUUAUUAGAGAAAAUGAAAAUCUAAAAAAAGUUUCUGGCAAAAAUAAGCUCAAAUUUUCUUGUGUCAACUCAUGAGAAUGAGGAAAGGUUGUGUAUAAUAUAGUUUGUACUUAAUGAUUUGGAUUCUUGUAAUUAUAGGAUUAGGUUAAGAAUAUAUUUAGUUUCAAAUAUUCACCCAUUGUAAGAAACUUAGUACCAUUAGAUUAAAGGACUACCACUUUCAUGUUUUUUUUU